Messenger RNA from Dothidotthia symphoricarpi CBS 119687, 1261 nucleotides. RefSeq lists its product as uncharacterized. Gene Ontology annotation, cellular component: RNA polymerase II transcription regulator complex. NCBI's taxonomy places the organism in Eukaryota, Fungi, Ascomycota, Dothideomycetes, Pleosporales, Dothidotthiaceae. The transcript is spliced from 2 exons. Bases 34 to 1179 code for a protein of 381 amino acids. Gene Ontology annotation, molecular function: DNA-binding transcription activator activity, RNA polymerase II-specific; transcription cis-regulatory region binding. The record is from RefSeq and is a predicted model, not a curated record.
GUUUAUUCGUCUUAUGUCCAGCCGGCGUUUGACAUGUUGGGCGGCCCUCUUCCUCCGCUCACUCCUCCCGACUACGAAGGCAAUCAGACCUUCCAGCUAGGCGGCCCGUCACAGUCGCAGUCGCAGUCGCAGGUGCAGUCGCAGGUGCAGCAGCAGUUGCAGCCGCAGUUGCAGCCGCAGCCGCAGUCAACGUUGGUGCCUCAUGUGACUGCCAACCCCGACCAACGUCUGACCGCACGAUCCCUCGUGGCACGCACCUUGCCUUCCACACACCUGAGCCAGCAGGGCUCUUCUGCCACGGCGUCCUCAAAGCAGGCGCUUGCCGGCCCCUCCUCUGGAGGGGGUCCGACAGGCAAGAGCUAUGUCGUCCCGCCGCGGCCAAAGCCUGGGCGCAAGCCCGCAACUGACGAGCCUGCGUCAAAGCGCAAGGCCCAGAACCGCGAGUCCCAGCGAGCCUUCCGCCUGAGGAAGAUGGCGACUGUGGCAGCUCUGAAGGAGGAGGUGACCGAGUUGAAAGACGCCGUUCGCGAGCAGCAGGAGCAGACCAACUAUUGGCACAACCGCUGCAUGGAGCUCGAGCAAAGGGAGAAGGAGCGGGGACUGGCCUCCCACUCCCAGCAACAGAGUUCCCCCAUGAUCACCAUGCCCUUCCCCAAUAGUUCUGUGCAUGAAGCACGCCAGGAGGACUCGCCCAGCUUUGCGUACAACACUCCCAAGACGGAGAUUCCUGACGGCUGUGGCAAGUGCAAGCCCAAUGGCGAGUGCCCAUGCAUCUCCGACAUUGCGAACCAGGUGACGCUGGACGACGACUAUGAGCCUGCUGUGGCUCUGCCUGCCAGGUCAACCACGAAGAAGACGCAGACGACAGCGCAGACGACAGCGCAGACGACAACGCAGACGCCCCAAGCAUUCUCCGAGGUAGAGAUGGACUUCACCAGCAGGUCUGCAGCCCAGCAGCCCUACCCCGAUCCACGCGCCUCCAUCAACUUCAUGUUGGACAAUGAGCACGAAAGCUGCGGAUUUUGCACCGACAUCAGCAACUGUGCCUGUCGUGAUCUUGCUGCCAGCGCAGCAGCGGGCGAGUCUGCACCAGACCCGAUGCAAGGAACUAGCAGCUACAGCGCGAUGGAGCUCGACGCCGCCGGUAUCAUCACGACGCUUGGAAACAGCAGAAAGUAGGACGACGACUCUGACGAUUAUACCCCGACUGCCUAGUAGCAUACAUAGAUAGCUUAGAGCUUUAAUGCAGACUUCAUGAGAC